Molecule: messenger RNA, 1724 nt
Organism: Ceratotherium simum simum (southern white rhinoceros)
Lineage: Eukaryota; Metazoa; Chordata; Mammalia; Perissodactyla; Rhinocerotidae
Gene: GP5
Product: glycoprotein V platelet
Molecular function (GO): protein binding
Source: RefSeq, a predicted model, not a curated record
CAGACAUGCUGCGGAGCGCCCUGCUGUGCGCCGUGCUCGGGCUCCUGCGCACCCAGGCGUUCCCCUGCCCGCCAGCCUGCAAGUGUGUCUUCAGGGACGACGCGCGGUGCUCCGGGGGCAACGUGGCGCUCAUCGCCGCGCUCGGCCUGCCCACCAACCUCACGCUCAUCCAGCUCUUCCAAAUGGGCCGCGGUGCUUUGCAGAAUGACAGUUUCAGCGGCAUGACCGUCCUGCAGCGCCUGAUGCUGUCCGAAAGCCACAUUUCCGCCAUUGCCCCCGGCACCUUCAACGACCUGAUAAAUCUUAAAACCCUGAGGUUGUCGCGCAACAAGAUCACUCAUCUUCCACGCGCGCUAUUGGAUAAGAUGGUGCUCCUGGAACAGUUGUUUUUGGACCGCAAUGAACAAGACCAAAACAUGUUUCAGAAACUGGUUAAUCUGCAGGAGCUCCUUUUGAACCAAAAUCAACUCACUUUCCUUCCUGCUAGCCUCUUCACAAAUCUGGGCAACCUGAAAUUAUUGGAUUUAUCGGGAAACAAUUUGACUCACCUGCCCAAGGGAUUGCUUGGGGCACAGGCUAAGCUUGAGAGACUUCUGCUCCACUCGAACCAGCUCGUCUCUCUGGAUUCGGGUUUGUUGAAUAGCCUGCGCGCCCUGAUGAAGCUGCAGCUCCACAGAAAUCACAUCCGUUCAAUCGCACCUGGUGCCUUCGACCGGCUCCCAAACCUGAGCUAUUUGACUCUUUCCAGAAACCACCUCGAGUUCCUGCCCUCUGCUCUCUUUCUUCAUUCGCACAAUUUGACUGUAUUGACCCUGUUCGAGAACCCUCUGGAAGAGCUCCCGGAGGUGCUCUUCGGGGAGAUGGCCGGCCUGCAGGAGCUGUGGCUGAACGGCACCCGGCUGCGCACCCUGCCCGCCGCCGCCUUCCGCAACCUGAGCCGCCUGCAGGUGUUAGGAGUGACUCUGAGCCCGCGUCUGAGCGCGCUCCCGGAGGGCGCCUUCCGGGGCCUGGGCGAGCUCCGGGUGCUCGCCCUGCGCUCCAACAGCCUGGCCUCGCUCCCCGACGGCUUGCUGCGCGGCCUCCGCAGGCUGCGCCGAGUGUCGCUGCGCCACAACCGGCUGCGGGCCCUGCCCCGCGCGCUCUUCCGCGACCUCAGCAGCCUAGAGGAGGUCCAGCUCGACCACAACCAGUUGGAGACCCUGCCUGGCGACGUGUUUGAGGCUCUGCCGCGGCUGGCGGAGGUCCUGCUGGGGCACAAUCCUUGGCGCUGCGAUUGCGGCCUGCGGCCCUUCCUGGCAUGGCUGCGGCAGCACCCGGGCCUCGUGGGCCGAGCGGAGCCCCCCCAUUGUCGCGGCCCGGGGCAGCGCGCCGGCCUGCCGCUCUGGGCCCUGCUGGACGGUGACCCGGGGUGCCCGAGCACCCGGGGCCCGCCUCCCGACUCUCCCGCGGACAGCCCCCCCGAAGCCCCCACCCAGCCGGCCCUGCUCGCGGCCUCCGUCCGCCGUGCCUUGGUGCCUAGCAGCUCAGAACCCUGGGCGUGGGCCCACCUGGUGGCGGAGGGCAAGCGUCAGGACUAUAGCCCGUUCUGGGGUCUUUAUUUUCUGCUUUUAGCCACUCAGGCCAUAAUAACCGGGAUCAUGUUUGCUAUGAUUAAACUCGGCCGGCUCUUUUGAAAAUUAAUCAGAGAGCUCUUGUUUGAGUCAAUGGGAAAACCUUGCAAUUAA